CUUCCCUGGGACACCAGCCAGUCUAUCCCAGUGCGUCCACACGUCAGGAACCACCAACGUCUCCUCAUUAACCACCAGUUAACCACCAAUCAACCCCAAAUUAAUCCACUUGCAAAAAUUCAUCCAAAAAAUUGUACCAACAGCCAGUGCUGGUGCCUAAACCAUCAGUGUGUCGAAUCCAUUAACGACAUGAGAAAAAUAGAAAAAUUACCAUGGACUAAAGAAAAACUCUGGGAGAACUUGUAGAAUAGUGAAUACUGAAACUCAUUGAUGAGUGAUAUAAUCAUCGGUUAAUCAUGAUUACGAUACCAAUGGGCAGCUCCAGUCCCUAUUUCACUGUGACAUCAAUCAGCGAUGCUAGCACACUCAGGAGAAGACCUUUGGUCCAAGAGUUAUUCACAGCCAUGAAGGAGCAAUCGUCCUUGUCGAGGGUCGACAGGGACAAAGACCUCCAGAGGUCCAACAGUAGUGCUGCUGUUCUGACAACUAUCGGUGCCGACAUAUCCCCGAGUUCAUCCCACUUUUUUGAGGUACUGUACGUCGGAAAAAUAAAGCUGUCUCAUCAGAAAGUCCCCGAGUCGUUCAUUGACGAUGCUCUGAUGAAGUUCAAGGCUCAUGGCCUCGAAAAAUCUAAAUCAACAGCGAGUAAUCUACUCGCAGAGUGUCAGCAAUUACGUAGGCAGGCUCACCUAGCUGCCAGUAAUGAAAAUCGCAGGGACAGUGGGGACUCGUCAACGAGUGAUCUCGGCAGCAGUGAUAAUGUUUCAGUCCCAAGUAUCAUUUCUCCAACGAGUCCCCUCGGUGUGACAACAUUGGGUGGAUCUGUGGAAUCUCUCCCACCAGCCCGCGAUAGCGAGACCGAGAGUCAUCAGGCAAAAAAAAGUGGCAAUGCAACAAUGCAACCACCAGAAAUGAUGAGAAAUAGGGCAGCCUCAACUGGCAGUGUCCUAGGGCCCCGAAGAGGCUCAGCAGCCAGGGGAAAUGACGAUCACAAUCGGACUAUGUUAUUCCAGGUCGGUCGUUGUGAUCUCAGGCUCAUAAGUCCCGACAGAAAAGGCGUGCUGUUUCACAAACAAUUGAAGGACAUUGCGAGUUGCGUUCAAGGACUGAAGAAUCCCGAGCACUUUGGAUUUAUCUGUCGUGAGGUGUCUGCCGAGUGUUUUAUCGGUUAUAUAUUUAAGUGUCAAUCAGCAUCGGUUGCUGAUGAUCUUGUUGGUGCUAUAACGCAGGCGUUUAUAGCAACGUGCAACGGUGCUAAAAAAGAACGCCAUCCAAUAUUCCAGUGUGAGCACUGUCCCAUGGUGUGGUACAAUAAUCUUUGUCAAGCUAUUGAAGGUCAGGGAGACAGGAAGACCCAGAGUAUCAUAUUCACGCGCAUGGAGUUGCUACCAGAGGACGAACAGGAGAUCGUUGUCACUAAGUACAAGGGAGCUGAGGCAGCUGGUGGCUCUGGUCGUGAGUUCAGCUUACGUGAGCAAAAUCAAUUUUUGAUGAUGCUGCUUCGUGCGCACUGUGAGUCCAAGCAAUCACGACAUGUUCAUGAUACUGCUGAGCAGAGGAGUGAAUUUUUAAAUCAGUAUCUGAGUGUUGGAGUGGGCAGUACUAUAUUCAUGAAGGCAAAACGAUCGUUAACCAAUUCGUUUGAUCAUCUGAUGAAGCGUAAGGGAUCGAGGGAUGAUUUCGGAUUAAAUUCACACGUUAGGGAUGGCAAUGUCUCAAGGAGUGAAAGGGGAAGUCCUGUGGGAUCAAUGCCUGGGAUGAUGGGAGAAGUCACGCCGGAGUCUAAUCGUCCCAGAUCACUCAGGGUAUCCCCCGAGCAACAGUUGGUGGUUAAUACAGGACCAAAGAGCCCCAUGAUGGAUAUUUUCCUCAAGGUGGGCAACUCGCCAAAGAUGUCGCCCACUGAGGCUGAGGACAAUACUCGAUUGCAGUCCAAUAGUUCUUGGAGGCAAGCCAUACUUAAUCGUGUGGUAACUCCCGGAAAGGAUCAGGACGCUAGAGAUAACGAUAAAAAUUCAAGUAAUAAUGUACUUGUCACACCGAAGAGGACUAAACAGGAGUUACGAGAUCUGUGGAAAAAGGCCAUUAAUCAGCAGGUAAUUUUGAUUCGAAUGGAGAAGGAAAAUACAAGACUCAGGGUGAGGCAGGAGGAGGCGACAAUGAAGAGGAUAAAAUUGGAGUACGAUGAAUUGAGCAGUUGCGCCAGGGAGCUGUCGGAGGUUUGGGAUCUGCUGGUUAGCAAGGAGAGUAGAAUAUCGACUAAGUGUGAUAAUCAAAUGCUUCUUCAAGCGAUUAAGCAGGGAGUGCCCAGGGGUAAAAGAGGGGAUGUUUGGCACUUUCUGGCUGAACAAUUCUGCCUCAAAAUGCCACCAAUCGAUACCACAGACUUUCCAAACUACAAUACACCUUAUGAUUUACUUCUGAAACAGUUAACCUCUCAACAGCACGCCAUAUUGAUAGAUCUGGGUCGCACUUUUCCCAAUCAUCCUUAUUUUAGUUCACCCCUUGGGCCAGGUCAGCUGGCACUAUUCAAUCUCCUGAAGGCUUAUUCUUUGUUGGACCACGAGGUGGGAUAUUGCCAGGGCCUCAGCUUUGUCGCUGGGGUUCUACUUCUUCAUAUGUCUGAGGACCAGGCGUUCUUUCUUCUCAGGCACCUCAUGUUCAGGAGAGGACUGAGGAAACUGUACUUACCAGACAUGGCUGCUCUCCAGCUACACCUUUAUCAACUCUCUAGACUGCUUCAUGACAGGUUACCCUCGAUCUACGCCCACUUCGAUAAACACGAGGUCUCGCCAACACUCUAUGCAGCCCCUUGGCUUCUCACUCUCUUCGCAAGUCAAUUCCCUCUUGGAUUCGUCACGAGGGUCUUCGAUCUCUUGUUCCUCGAAAGCUCUGAGGUAAUAUUCAGAGUAGCUCUUGCCCUCUUGGAGGAGCACCAGGAUCAGUUACUCAUGUGCGACAGUUUCGAGGAAAUCAUGGAGUACCUCAAAGUCACAGUCCCAGCAGUUGAUAAGGCUAUCCUGGACCGAGUCAUGAAAAGAGUGUUCUAUCCAGAUCUGGAGAUUCCCAAGCAAUUGAAUGAGUACAGAGUUGAGUAUCAAGUUCUUCAGGAAGAGAUGUUGUCAGUUAAACCCCAGAUUGAAAACAUGGAGAAAUUGGAAAUGUUGAAUAAGCAAUUGACUCAGCAAAAUGCUCACUUGAAUUCACAAUUAGAAAUAGCAGUCAACAAUAUUCAACGUCUCGAAAGCACGAGAUCAUCACAGCAACUGUCAGUUCAUAAACUAGAGUCCCAAAAUCGAAGUCUAGAGGUCACCGUCGCCACUCUAGGCUCAUUCGUCCAACAAUUAGUGGAGGCUAGAACUGACAUUGAAGUACCUGGGGAUGUGCGACGAAUCAUAGCACAAUUCAGUCUCGCUGAAAAGCGCCGAAGCAACAGCUCAAAAUCAUUUCCCCUGAAAGUCAUUGAGGAUAACAAUAAUCGGUACGAGCCUACUAAAAGCAAUUCUACAGGGCGAGAGACAAAAAUUUUUCUCAAGAGCAAUAUGGAGCCGCCCUAUCCCCUUAAAUCAGCCCUUAGCCAACCCAAUCUCGGCACUAAACUCGAGAAAAUGUCAUCGUUUUUCGCUAAUUCUCAUAAUCACAUCAAGCAACAGCGUGCACAAAUGGCAGCACUGAGAAAUGAAAGCAUUGGAGAGCACACCUUGAAUAAUAAUGACGAGAAUGAUCCCAAGACAGUUAAUAUUGACAUACAAAUUACUGACACAGUUAAUACAACAACUGACAAUGUUAUACAGAGUGACAAUAAUUUGAAAAUUGAGACUGGAAGUCUCGAGAAAUCUACCUCGUUACCAUUGAAUGCCAAGAUGAAACUUAAACCGACAAAAUCAGCUUAUGAGUUGGGAUCUGUGAAGAAGAUCCUAACAACCAAGUUGGAUGAUACCAAUGACACUGUCUCGAGUCUUGGAACUAUCCAUCCACUGGACACGUGCAGCGACGUUAAUUUCAAAUACGGAGGGACAACUAAAUUGAAAUCUAUCAAACCGGUGAGAUUGUCCAACCAAGGGGGAAACCCUGAGAGCCUCAGCAAGGAGAUGCAGAGCCAAAAUCCGGAAAUUCUUACUAGAUAACAUAUAGUGCUCGUUACGAUAAAUGAGGAGUGAAUUAUUCGGUGAAGAUUCCUCAGCCACCUGGAAUCAUUGUCAAUUAUGAUGUAUCUGUCUUCUUGCUUUAUUUGUUGGCUUUUUCGACGAAUUAGAAUUGAUUUUUGGAUUUAUUGAGGACAGGUUCUUCAUUGUUUUCGUCCAAUACAUGCGUCCAGCUUUUUAUUUCGUACUGGUGAGGAAAUUUAAUGUGAACUGCACGUGAUUCUUAUAUUUAAAACAGUAUUUCAUUGGAUCGAAUUCGGUAUUAUGAAUGAGUAAAGUACUAUGAUAAUUUUUUGUCGAUGAAAUAUCACCGGAACUAUUCAGUCGCACAAUGAAUUAUAACGGGUCCUUUUUUAGCGAUAUUCUUUAUCGGUGAUGAAAUCCAAUAUCAAGAGUAGAAAUUUGUAAAUGUGGAGAGAAUAUCACGAUGUCUUGCCUAUGAUAGACUUGAUAGAGAGUUUUAUUGAUAAUUUGAAUGUAAUCUGGUUCAACUUGAGAAUCCCUUUAAGCAGUGUGCCAAUUAAACUGAUAUUGUAUAUUUAUUAAUUUAUGGAAGAAUUCAUCAGGAAGCAGAAGCAGCAUGAAUAUCAGACCUCUGAAUACUAGAUACUAAUUAUUAAUACUUUGAAUUCGGGUUAUUGUCAAUCAGAAAUAUACACUAUUCAUGUGACUGCCAAAUUGAACUUACUGGAAUUAUUCACAAAAUUAGAUGUAAAAUUUCUUCAGUACUUAUCAAUGAUCAACUUAAACACUGUAGUACAAAGCAUAUGAUAUGAAUAAAAUAUAGUUCAGUAUUCGAUGAAUGUUUUACUGGAGCCGUUAAUUACGUAAAAGGGAAGUUGAGUUGAAUGGAAAAAUGCCAUUGACCCUCUGUUGAUGGAACAUUAAUACAUUGAGAGGAGAAAAGUUAUCUAUAUUUUCUAGUACUUAGAUUUAUACCAUUCUAGAGGAAUAGCAGUCGUGUAUCUGUGGGGCUCGAUUGAUUUAGUUUAAAGACGAAUUUUAAUGUAAUAGUUGCCAGGUUAUUAUCACAGCCCGUACUUGAUCGGUGUAAAUAUAUAUGAUAGUUUAAAGUAUAGGAAUAAGACGAGUAGAUCUAGGAUUAGAAUAUAUGUGAUGAAACUGUUUGGACAAUUUUUUUCUUAUCAUUGGAUUUAGGAAGGGUGCGGCAUGCAAUAAUUGAAACUUCACGUUUCAUUGUUCUUGUUCAUCGGUUAUGGAGAAAUAGUGAAACAACUCGAUUCACUUCCACGAAUGCUUCCUUUGGUUUUCGAUCAUUGGUGGUGAGGCAGAUGAAUUUCGUCUCGAUGAAAAGUUAAACAUAAAGAAUAAAGAAUGCAGUCUUAUUCAUAGUGAUACUAGUGUAGUGAGCAAUUUCCAUUGGACUGGAAAUGGCGAUAAGAUGUGAUGGGGCGGAGGCACAUUCUCCGAUCCACGAUUCUUCAAUUCUUUCAUUUUUU
Messenger RNA from Fopius arisanus, 5605 nucleotides. RefSeq names its product PTB_TBC1D1_like and TBC domain-containing protein plx (gene plx). The record is from RefSeq and is a predicted model, not a curated record. NCBI's taxonomy places the organism in Eukaryota, Metazoa, Arthropoda, Insecta, Hymenoptera, Braconidae. The transcript has 5 exons. The coding region runs from base 297 to 4127 and encodes 1276 amino acids.